AUGUUCUUUAUUUCCCUGCGUUGUCUAACUAAUCCGUCUCACACUAGAGAGUCUUUCAUAACCGUCCUUUACAAUGGCCUUCACAAUGGUCUUUUAUGUUAUGUAAAUCUUGCGCGGCCCUAUUCAUUGGCCACCUUCCGCCAAACUACUCUACCUCAAGACGUCCUCACCGAAGCAUUCAGCAAGAGUCCCAGCAGCGUUGUCCAACUCCAACACAGUGCCGAGCAACCCGGACAAGGGGCCUCUCACUUAUUGCAAUUACCUGGUGAGUUUCGUAAUCGAAUCUACGACGAUUACUCGUCCUCUAACCUCAGCUCUAGCAUCCGCCGAGAUCGAGCGGAGACUGCGAAUCUCGAACUAAAUUCCAACACCAUGGUGUUCGAGUGCCCUGCGCGGCUCAUGCGUUUCUUAAGCCGAUUGCCAAGCCUAAGGAAUCGUGGAUCAAGACUUUGGUUCUCACAACCAGAAAGUGGAUCAAACCUUGGUGCUGUCCACAUAGCAGCGAAAGGCCUCCUCUUGGAAGUGGUGUUCCUUAGAACACAUCCGCAAAUCACUAUCAAGCACAUAUUCCCUACAUUCAAGCCAGUUUUUGCAUCCAAAGAGGGUUUCAUAUUCACACAGCUAUUUGUAGUCGGUAACUUCAAUCACUUUAUCGAACUUCCAGGUACUUCCCAUGUACUGUAA
This is a messenger RNA of Lindgomyces ingoldianus, 684 nucleotides long. RefSeq lists its product as uncharacterized. The coding region runs from base 1 to 684 and encodes 227 amino acids. The transcript is spliced from 7 exons. Lineage: Eukaryota; Fungi; Ascomycota; Dothideomycetes; Pleosporales; Lindgomycetaceae. The record is from RefSeq and is a predicted model, not a curated record.